AUGAAAGCCGAACGUAACGGCGUUACGCGUUUGCCUUCCGCUAUGUCCGCAACGACAACCCCCACCGUCUGGACUGAGCAUCGCAACCCAGAAGGUCGCACGUAUUGGUUCAACCCCGCAACGAACGAAAGUGUCUGGGAAAAGCCAGACGAUCUCAAGACUCCAUUCGAGCGCGCUCUGAACCAAACCAAAUGGAAGGAGUACUUCUCUGGGGGACGCAAAUACUACUAUAAUACGGAAACGAAAGAGUCAAAAUGGGAUAUGCCAGAAGAGCUCCUCCUCCUCCUGGAAAAGGUGGAAAAGGAUUCAGCGCCGGCUCCUCCGAAGCCACCUGCACCAGGAUUUACUCCAGUUGGAAGUGGUGCUUUGGUGGCAGUUGGAAGCGAGCCACCUGUGCAGACCAAUGGAAUAAAUAAUUUGGCUGUGGGUCUUCAUACUGGCGGUGUACCCUUUGCACCGACGCCUGCUCUUCCAUCUCGUCCAAACUUACCAGAUGAUCCAAUUGUCCCUCAUAACGGUUUCAACAAUUUUGAGGAAGGCGAAAAGGCAUUCAUCCAUCUUCUACGGAAAGCUGGCGUGGAUCCGACUUGGACCUGGGAAAAGACGAUGCGCGCCAUCAUCACUGACCCGUUAUAUCGUGCUCUAAAUUCCCUAGCGGAGAAAAAGGCUACUUUCCAAAAGUACACCACCGAGCUUGCGGCCAAGGAGCAGCAAGAAAAGGAGGCACGACUCUCGAAACUCCGACCUGCUCUACGAAAUAUGCUCAAGGGCAAUCCUAAUGUGUUUCACUACACGACAUUUGCCACGGCCGACAAGCUCUUUGCUCAACAUCCGAUCUGGCAACAGGCGCGUAUUGAAGCCGAGCGGCAGCUCAUUUUUGAAGACUAUGUCUCAGAGCUCAAACAACGUGAAGUGCAAGAAACCAGGGCAUCACGGACUCGCAGUGUCUCCAAAGUCGUUGCUCUCUUCAAAGAGCUCAAUGUCGAUGUUGUGACUCGAUGGCGGGAUGCUCAAGACCGAUUACUGAAGUCAAGUGCGUGGCGGGACGAUGCAGAGCUGCAAAAACUCCCGACACUCGAUAUUCUUCUUGCUUUUGAAGACUACAGUCGGGUCAGAGAAAGAGAAUAUGAGGAACAGACGCGUCGCACACAGGUGGAAAAGACCAGGAAAGAACGUAAAACACGGGAGGCAUUCAAGGCAAUUCUGGACGAAUUAGUCAGUUCUGGGCAAAUCAAAGCGCGGACCAAGUGGAAAGACGUCUAUCCGCUCUUCAAAUCUGACGAACGCUAUCUCAAUAUGUUGGGUAACCCUGGGUCCAACCCUUUGGAAUUGUUUUGGGACGCGGUGGACAAGUUUGAUCAAGCUCUUGAAGAGAAGACCGCAGUUGUAGAAGAAGCAAUAAAGAGAUACAACAUGGCGCUAACCAAAACGAGGGAGGGAGAGGAUACCAAAAUGGGAGAUGUUGAGCAAGCAGACGAGUCUACCCAUGGAUUUGCUGUCGAACCAGAGACGAAAAAAGAGGAGUUUUUGUCUGUGGUGAAAGCAGGAAGCCAAGGUGAUUCAGCCUUGGAGGCACUCAGCCCUGAAGAUCUCCACUUUGUUUUCACAUCGAUGCAAGAAGUCAUUGCGAAGAAACGCGCCGAUGAAAAGAGACGCGCGGAGCGACGGAUGAGACAUCUUCAAGAUGACCUUCGUUACGCCCUCAAGAAACUUUCCAUACCAUCCGAAACUGUCGAAUACGAGGCAGCGGUGCCUUUAAUGCAAGACCUUCCCGAAUUUAAAGCGCUUGAAGACGAAGAGUCUCGCAAAGCUGCCUGGAACAAGUAUAUCAAGCGACAGAAGGAGCGGCAACGAGAGGUUGCUGAAGAGGAUGAUGCUGCGAGCGCAGGGAGUCGUCGUCGAAAAGAGCCUGCACGUGACCACGAUCGAGACAGAGGCAAAGAUUACGACCGCGCAAGUCGAAGCUACCACCGCCGUGACGAUUAUGACCACCGUUCCUCUCGAGACUAUCGUCAAGAACGUGACCGCGACGAUCGUGACAGGGACCGGAGGAGGGACAGACGGCGAGAGACAUCAGUGAAGGACUGGGAUGAUUCACGCAGAGAUUCGCGUCGUAGAAGCCGAAGUCCCCGAGGUGAUGACCGUGCGGAAAAGCGAGCGAGAUACGAUGAUUCCAUGCAAGUGGACGAAAAGAAUCCAUCCGCGAGUAAGAAUGGGAAUGGGCGGGAGGAAAGUCCUGAAGAGGGAGAGAUUUGA
This is a messenger RNA of Mycena indigotica, 2256 nucleotides long. RefSeq lists its product as uncharacterized. Bases 1 to 2256 code for a protein of 751 amino acids. The record is from RefSeq and is a predicted model, not a curated record. NCBI's taxonomy places the organism in Eukaryota, Fungi, Basidiomycota, Agaricomycetes, Agaricales, Mycenaceae. Gene Ontology annotation, molecular function: RNA binding; protein binding. Gene Ontology annotation, biological process: mRNA cis splicing, via spliceosome. The transcript has 12 exons. Gene Ontology annotation, cellular component: U2-type prespliceosome; U1 snRNP.